AUGGUUCAAACAGGGCGGGAUCUCCCCCAGUGCCAACUGGAGCGGGACUGGGACGUACUGGGAGAACUGGGCAGUGGCUCCUAUGGGCACGUGGUGCUGGCACAGCCCCGGGACGGGGGUGAGGGGCUGGGGGGGUGUGCCCAGGUGCCCCCAGGUGUGCCCAGGUGUGUCUAUAAGAGAUAUAACCCAUCCCCAGGUGUGCCCAGGUGUGCCCAGGUGUGUCCCCACCCCUGCCCAGGUGCGCCGGUGGUGCUGAAGCUGCUGCGGAAGGACCGGACGGGCAGGUGGGGCUUCCUGCGGGAGUUCUGCACCAACCUGUGCCUGCGGGGGCAGCUCACCUGCCUGCAGGUGCUGCCCCUGGCCUUCGAGACCCCCACCCACUUCGGCUUCGCGCAGGAACACGCACCUGCCGGGGACCUGUGCGGGCUGCUCACACCUGGGGUGGGCCUUCCUGAGCCGCAGGUGAAGCGCGUGGCCACCCAGGUGGGCGCGGCCCUGGAUUACCUGCACGGCCACGCCCUGGUGCACCGAGACGUGAAGCUGGACAACGUGCUGGCCUUCGACCCCCAGUGCCAACUGGUCAAACUGGGCGACUUCGGCCUCACCCGCGUCAUGGGCUGGCAGGUGGGGCCCACCUGUGGCUCGGGCCACGCCCCCUACGCCGCACCUGAGCUGUGCCACCUGCGCGAGGCGGAGACGCUGCGCCUGGAGCCCAGCCUGGACGCCUGGGCCUUCGGCGUCCUCCUCUUCGCCCUCCUCACCGGCACCUUCCCCUGGGGGGUGGCUGCGCCCCCGGAUCCCCAGUUCGGGGAGUUCCAGGUGUGGCAGGGCCACACCUGGCAGCCAGGUGGGCUCACCGGCGGGGGGGAGGUGCCACACACCUGGCAGGGGUUGGGGGAGGCGGCGCUGGAGAUGCUCCGGAGGCUCCUCCGGCUGGAGCCCGACAGGCGGAGCCACGCCGGGGAGGUGAACAGGUACCUGGACAGGUGCUGGGGAGGGCAGGCAGGGAGGCCUGAGGGGGGUGGGAGCGGGGCAGGCACACCUGGGGAUGGGUCAGACACACCUGAGGAUGGAUUCAACACACCUGCGGAUGGGUCGGACACACCUGCAUGUGGGAGAGAAACACCUGGAGAUGGGUUGGACACACCUGAGGAUGAGUUAGAAGUACCUGGGAGUGGGUCAGAGACAGCUGGAGAUGGGAUAGACACACCUGGAUAUGGGUCAGACAGACCUGAGGAUGGAUCAGACACACCUGGAUAUGGGUCAGACACACCUGGGGAUGGAUCAGACACACCUGGAUAUGGGUCAGACACACCUGGGGAUGGAUCAGAUACACCUGGGUAUGGGUCAGACACACCUGGGGAUGGAUCAGACACACCUGGAUAUGGGUCAGAUGCACCUGGGGAUGGAUCAGACACACCUGGAUAUGGGUCAGACACACCUGGGGAUGGAUCAGACACACCUGGAUAUGGGUCAGAUGCACCUGGGGAUGGAUCAGACACACCUGGAUAUGGGUCAGACACACCUGGGGAUGGGAUAGACACAGCGGGGGAUGGGACUGAAACACCUGAGAAUGAGUUGGACACACCUGGAUAUGGGUCUGGAACAUCUGGAGAUGGGUCUGACUCACCUGGGAAUGAACUGGGAGCACCUGGGGAUGGGAUAGAAACACCUGGAUAUGGGUCAGACACACCUGGAUAUGGGUCAGAAACAUCUGGAAAUGGGUCUGGAACACCUGGAAGUGGGUUGGAAGAACCUGGGAGUGAGUUGGACACACCCGGGAAUGGGACAGAAAUACCUGAACAUGGGCUGGAAACACCUGGAAUGGGCUGGAAACACCUGGAAAUGGGAUAAAAGCAUCUGGAAGUGGGAAUGAAACACUUGGGAAUGGGUUGGAAAUACCUGGGAAUGGGAUGGAACCUCUUGGAAGUGGGAUAAAAACAUCUGGAAAUGGGUCCAAACCACUUGGAAAUGGGCUGGGAAUACCUGGGAAUGGGAUGGAACUCCUGGAAGUGGGAUAGAAAUGCCUGGAAAUGGGAUGGGAACACUUGGGAAUGGGAUGGAAGCACCUGGAAAUGAGCUGGGAAUACCUGGGGACCCCCCAAAAAGGGGAGUUGAAUAAAAUUCCCUGUUUUUUGCCUUUUUUUAA
Messenger RNA from Chiroxiphia lanceolata (lance-tailed manakin), 2149 nucleotides. Its product is annotated as serine/threonine-protein kinase bur1-like. NCBI's taxonomy places the organism in Eukaryota, Metazoa, Chordata, Aves, Passeriformes, Pipridae. The transcript is spliced from 4 exons. The record is from RefSeq and is a predicted model, not a curated record. The coding region runs from base 1 to 1854 and encodes 617 amino acids. Gene Ontology annotation, molecular function: ATP binding; protein serine/threonine kinase activity. Gene Ontology annotation, biological process: peptidyl-serine phosphorylation; peptidyl-threonine phosphorylation.